ACUCACUCUCUCUCUCUCUCUCUCUCUAUAUAUAUAUAUAUAUAUGUAUAUGUAUAUAUACAGUAUCUGGGCUUGUAUGUAUGUGCUUAUCUUCUCUGUGAUGAACAGAAAGCAGCAAGUGGGGUUUACUAUUGAUAAAGCCACACACAAACCCCCAGAGGCAGAGGCAGCAGCUGAGGAAGAGGAGGAGGGUUAGCAGCAGCUAUACCUGAAGAAGAUCCAUCACCAUUCUCCCUCAAUGUGCACUCCUUUCUCCAUCUUCUCGCUUCUCCUUCUCCUUCUCUGCUCUCCGGCUGCGGCUAAACGAUCCAGGCCCACAAAAUGGCAAACCCUUGCUGGAGAUCCUCCUUUGGUGAUAGCACGAGGCGGGUUUUCAGGAAUCUUUCCAGAUUCCAGUUCUUACGCUUAUCAAUUCGCUCUGCAGACCGCCUUGCCUAAUCUCCUCGUUUGGUGUGAUGUUCAGCUCACCAAAGAUGGAGCAGGAAUAUGCUUCCCCGACAUCAGGCUCGAAAAUUCAUCCGACAUUGAUGUCGUCUUCAAGGACCGCCGAAACACCUACACCGUCGACGGCGUCUCGAUGCAAGGAUGGUUCUCCGUCGAUUUCACCCUCAAGGACCUCUCCUUCGUCAAAUUGAAACAGAGGAUUUAUUCUCGUUCCCCCAACUUUGACGGUACUCCGAUGCAAAUUCUCACUGUCGACAAUGUCUACCGCCUGAGGCCACCUGGAAUGUGGUUGAAUAUUCCGCACAACGCCUUUUUCAGCCAACAUAAUUUGAGUACGAGGAGCUUCGUCAUUUCUGCAUCCAAGGCCAUGAUUGUUAACUACAUUUCUUCGCCGGAGAUAGCUUUCCUGCAAAGUAUCGUUUCUCGAUUCAGAGUAGGCCCGACGAAGCUAGUGUUUCGAUUUCUUGAGCUUGAUGACACAGAGCCUUCAACCAACCAAACUUACGGCUCACUUCUGAGAAAUCUUACGUAUAUCAGGACUUUUGCUGCCGGAAUUCUUGUUCCUAAAACCUACAUAUGGCCAGUCGACAGUUCCUUUUAUCUGUCGAAUCACACGUCCCUUGUGAUGGAUGCGCACACCUCUGGUUUAGAGGUUUUCGCAUCCAAUUUCAUAAAUGAUGCGCCGUUGCCGUAUGACUACAGCCACGACCCUGUCAACGAGCAUCUCUCUUUUAUCGACAACCGUCAAUUUUCUGUUGACGGUAUGCUGUCCGACUUCCCAUUAACUUCAUCCGCAGCCAUAGAUUGCUUCUCACACAUGGGCAAGAAUCAGACAGUUCAAGCAAAUAUUUUGGUUAUGUCUUCCGAGGGAGCCAGCGGGGAUUAUCCCGGUUGUACGGACCUGGCUUACGCUAAAGCGGUGUCGGAUGGUGUCGAUAUACUUGAUUGCCCCGUUCAAAUGACAAGCGACGGAAUACCGUUUUGCUUGGGAUCGAUCAAUCUCAGGGAUAAAACAAAUGUUGCCGAAACGGCUUUCAGCAAGAGGGCGACAACUGAUGCAGCCCUUAACGUAAAGGAUGGAGUUUUCGCCUAUAAUCUCACAUGGAGUGAAAUUCAGACAUUGAAGCCCGCUAUUUCGAACCCGUACUUGAAGUAUUCUCUGUAUCGAAAUCCAAAAGCCCGAGACAAAGGGAUCUUGCUGCAGUUAUCAGACUUUUUAUCGCUCGCUAAUAAUGCAUCGUCCGUCUCGGGAGUCCUCAUCAGUAUAGAGAAUGCAGCCUACCUAGCUGAGAAACAAGGACUAGGAGUAACCGAUGCAGUAAUCGACGCGUUGGACAAAGCCGGGUAUGAUAAUCAGACAGCCAAGAGGAUCUUGAUCAAAUCGAGCGAAAGCGCUGUAUUGAGAAAGUUAAAAAGCAGCAGCGAUUACGAGCUCGUUUACGUCGUCGACGAGGAUGUCCGGGACAUCUCGAACGCAACCAUUUUGGAGAUAAAAACAUUCGCCGGCUCCGUCGUCGUCUCCAAGAAAUGCGUGUUCCCUUCCAACGCAGCCUUUCUCGUCGGCCAGACUGCCGUUGUUCCGAAGCUGAAGGCCUUUAACCUCUCAGUCUACGUGCAGCUCUUCCAGAACGAAUUCGUGUCGCAGCCGUGGGACUUCUUCUCCGACGCCUACGUCGAGAUCAGCACCCACACCUACAUGGGAAUCGACGGCAUUGUGACUGAUUUCCCUGCGACGGCUGCCAAGUUCAAAAGGAAUCGAUGUCUCGGGUACGCCAACGUUCCGCCGUACAUGUCGCCGGUCCAGCCCGGGGGGCUGAUUCCGCUUAUGGCGAAAGGCUUCCUGCCUCCGGCCGAGGCUCCGAACCCUGUCCUGAUGGAGAACGACGUGUCGGAAGCUCCUCUGCCGGCGGUCCGGGAGAGGCCGCGAAGCUUUUCCGUCGGCAAUGGCUCGGCGGUUGCGCCGGCGAGCGCAAAUCCUUCGCAAAAUGGAGAUCAGAGGUUAAUGGGUGCGAGCUCAAGGUUGGUCUUCUUCUUGGGUAUAAUUAUUUCUAUGGCCAUUCUUUUGUGUGUCUGAAGAAAACAAUAUAUAUCUGAUUCUGAAUCUGAAUCUGUGUCCUAUCGUAUCUGUUCCACUGAUAAGUUAAAAUGUUUGUGUAUGUAAUGUAGUAAUAAUUUGAGAGAGAUGUAGAGCUUUUGAUGUUGUUCAUUGUAGUCGUUUCAUGUCCAAUUAAUUAUUGCAUCGAAGUUUUAGCAUUAAAUAAGAAGGUUAUGUAUGUUGUUUUGAUU
This is a messenger RNA of Andrographis paniculata, 2730 nucleotides long. Its product is annotated as glycerophosphodiester phosphodiesterase GDPDL3-like. Gene Ontology annotation, biological process: lipid metabolic process. The transcript has 9 exons. Bases 239 to 2518 code for a protein of 759 amino acids. Lineage: Eukaryota; Viridiplantae; Streptophyta; Magnoliopsida; Lamiales; Acanthaceae. Gene Ontology annotation, molecular function: glycerophosphodiester phosphodiesterase activity. The record is from RefSeq and is a predicted model, not a curated record.